AUGAUGUGGUCCUGUUCCACACCAUCGUACCUGAGCCCCGGUUCGCACACGAGCACGAGGAACUAUUCGGUGGUGGUCCCUCGGAAUCCGAGGUUGUUAUCAUCGGCUAACACUAACACGAGCCGGAGAUUCUUUUUGGCGCAAUCGAGGUUUUUUUCAAAUUCGGAAAUUAGCAGUGGGCAGUAUGAGAACAACUUUAUUCCAAAUGAUGAUAUUGCCCGUGGGGACUAUGAGAAAAGCUUUAUUCCAUCUAUAAUUUCUCCGAAUGAUAUUGGUGUCAAGUUUGAUGACGUUGGUGGCCUUGACCCUUGCAAAGGGAUGCUGCUUUUUGGUCCCCCUGGAACUGGAAAAACCCUUGUAGCAAAGGCUCUGGCUACCGAAGCAGGGGCCCAUUUCAUCAAUGUUACUCCUUCAUCCCUUACAUCUAUGUGGCAUGGGGAAGAAGAAAAACUUGCGAGGGCACUAUUCUCCUUGGCUGUGAAGCUGGCUCCUACAAUUAUUUUUAUGGAUGAGAUUGAUGCUUUGCUUGGUGCACGUGGUCGAUCUUCUGAGCAUGAGGCAACCAGAAGACUUCGGAAUGAGUUUAUGUCAGCUUGGGAUGGAUUGACUUCAAAUGACAGCCAAAGAAUACUUGUUCUUGGUGCUUCAAAUAGGCCCUUUGACCUUGAUGAUGCUGUCAUUCGCCGCAUGCCAAGAAGGAUUCAUGUUGACCUACCAGAUGUGAGAAGCAGAUUGAAAAUACUGGAGAUACUUCUUGCCAAAGAGGCUCUGGAAUCUGGGUUUAACAUUAAAAAACUCGCAGUGGCUACUGCAGGGUAUUCCGGGAGCGACUUAAAGAAUCUAUGUGUGGCUGCGGCAUAUAAGCCUGUCCAAGAACUACUUGAACAAGAAAGCAAGGGUGACAAGAAAGAUGGAACUGCAGAAUUAAGACAACUGAAGCUAGACGACUAUAUUAAUUCCAAGGCCAUGGUGGGCCCCUCGGUUGUGUACGAAUCAAGGAGUUUGGUAGAGCUGAGGAAAUGGAACGAGCAAUAUGGCGAAGGAGGAAGCAAGAGAAAGUAG
Molecule: messenger RNA, 1062 nt
Organism: Striga hermonthica
Lineage: Eukaryota; Viridiplantae; Streptophyta; Magnoliopsida; Lamiales; Orobanchaceae
Source: the annotation of a GenBank genome assembly